This is a messenger RNA of Spinacia oleracea (spinach), 1603 nucleotides long. Its product is annotated as protein trichome birefringence-like 40. Gene Ontology annotation, cellular component: Golgi apparatus. The transcript has 5 exons. Bases 106 to 1389 code for a protein of 427 amino acids. NCBI's taxonomy places the organism in Eukaryota, Viridiplantae, Streptophyta, Magnoliopsida, Caryophyllales, Amaranthaceae. The record is from RefSeq and is a predicted model, not a curated record. Gene Ontology annotation, molecular function: O-acetyltransferase activity.
AUUCAACACAAUACAGUAACGUACCAAAAUUUAGUGAACGACUUUGACCUUUUGCAAAAAAGCAGGAAAGAAGUUAGUAGUAGGAGAAGAUUAGAUUCCUAAGACAUGGAACUCAAAUCCUCCAUCUCAAAAACAUGGAAACUAUUCUUCCUGGGUUGCUUUUUUGGCGGUCUUCUAUCGGUCUUGUUUAUCGACAAAAUCGAUCGUAAUGAAAGUUUAUCAGAUGCUAAUAAUGCUUUGGUACAAUUAAAUCCCUUGGAAAAAGUAUUGGAUUCACCAAGUAUUAGUCCUAUGUUGGAGCCUAAUAUCAACACCCAUCUGCCUGAAAUUCUGCCCUCGAAAUCUAUACAGGAAACUAAAAAGGUAUGUGAUAUGUUUAAUGGGAGAUGGGUUUACAAGGCGGAUGCUAAACCCAGCUAUAAUUCAAUGACAUGUCCAUUCCUGGAAGUACCUGUAAGCUGCCAAAAGAAUGGUAGAUCAGAUUUCGAGUAUGAAAAAUGGAGCUGGGAAGCUAGAGAAUGUGACAUACCAUUAUUUGAUGGAAGAGUUAUGUUAGAGCGGCUUAGAAACAAGAGGAUGAUUAUAGUUGGGGAUUCAAUCAACAGAAAUAUGUGGGAAUCUCUUGCUUGCCUUCUCUACUCAUCCGUACCUUCUUCUCGAACACAAUCCACUGUUAAAAACACUGGUCACAUGACCUUCAAAGCUAAGGAUUAUAACUUCACGUUUGAGUUCUACAUGAUCCCCUUUCUAAUCCAACUUGAUAAGAAGCAUAAAAGUGGCCACAGAGUUCUUAUUCUUGAUCAAAUUUCACAUUUUUCGAAUCAAUGGCGAGGUGCAAAUAUUAUGGUAUUCAACUCUGCGCACUGGUGGACUCAUAACAACUUCAUUAAAUCUUGGGAUAUGUUCGAGUACAAAGGAAAGCUAACAGAAGACACGCCAAGAGAAAUUGCGUACAAACGAGGGAUGCGAACAUGGGCGUCAUGGAUAAAGAAAAACGUCGAUCCAAAGAAAACAACGGUCUAUUUCCGAAGUGUAUCCCCGACACACGACUCUAAGAAAAACAAACAAUGGUGCCACAAUAAUAUAACGCAACCGAUGAUGAAAGACUCGUACGUCAUGGGUUUCCCGCAAGCAGUUAUCGAUGUAAUUGAGAAUGUCAUAAAAGGGUUGAGCAAAUCACGAGUUAAGUACUUGAAUAUUACAAAUCUUUCUACAUAUAGAAUAGAUGCACAUCCUUCAAUUUAUACCAAAAAGAUUGGGGUUAAUAAUCUUUCGGGUCGCCCUGACUGUAGUCAUUGGUGUCUCCCAGGAUUGCCGGAUACUUGGAAUAGAGUAUUGUAUGCUUCCAUUUUAUUUGAUACUACUUUAGAAGGUACGCCAACAAUGUAAAUACUUGUAGCGUUAUAUUUUGUUUGUGUGAAAACCUGUCAUGAUUUAUUAGUCAUUAACCAUUUAGAUUAAUUAUUGAGGUUACUGAAAGGUUAUUGAAUUGAAGUUGAUUGUUUAAAUAAGUGUAUAAGAAAUUAAGAACUAAGAAGUUGCAUGUGAAAGUACCGAAAACUGUGCUCUAGCUCGAUCGAUCUAUUCACGAAAAAAGAGUGUC